AUGGCCGAGCUGGGCGUCGGCCACCUCGCCUACGUCUACCCGGGAACGGAUGCGAAGAAUACGCAGUCAAAGAUUAUCAAUUUUUUGGCGCCCGGCUUCAGCCUUCCCCGAAAGGAGUUCGAAAACGCCAACGGCACCUUCACCGCCGAGGUCGACCUCUACCGGCGGAUGAUUCAAGAAUUCGGCCACCUGUUCUUCUUUGCCAGCAACAAUCGAACUAUCCGUUUGGGGCAGUCCGAGGAGAAGGAGUUAACCUCCCGCAUCGAGGAGGUGUUCACCUUUGAGCGGACCCUUUCGCUGGCCACCCGACCCGCCGGCGAGGACCGCAACGCCACCGUCUGGUACAACAAGAUGACCCUGGAGGAGUUCACCUCCAAAACGGGUGGUAACUUCCUCAACUACACCGUCUACCUCAAUGAGCUGGCGACCCUUUUUAAACUCCCCUAUCGUUUCCACCGAACUGACAAGGUGGUCGUCCGAGAUGUGGGCUACUAUGAGAAGCUGUCGCGGAUUCUCCUGAAAACGCCCCCUCUGACGCUGCACAACUUCCUGGGAAAGAAGUUGGCCUACGGUUGGGUGGGCGCCACUGAUAGUCACAUGCGGGAGUUCGCCUUCCGCCACGCCAGCCUGAAGACCGGCGUCCGCCAGAUGACGCCCCUCUGGAAGGACUGCCUGGGCACGGUGGGCGGCUGGGCGGCCAGCCGCCUCUACGUCGACCACUUUGUACUGCCCGGAACGAAGGAGAAGGCCACCGAGGUGGUCAACGAUCUAAAAGAGGUCUUCAGCGAGGUGGUCCUCAAGCGGGACGUCGACUGGCUGGAUGAACCAACUCGAAAGAGAGCUUUAGAAAAAGCAGCCAAAACGCACUACUACGUCGCCUACCCCGACUGGCUGCUGAAUGACACCGCCCUCGACACUGAAGUUUAUCACUUCACUGAUAAGGACUACGUCCAG
Rhagoletis zephyria (snowberry fruit fly) is the source of this 954-nucleotide messenger RNA. The record is from RefSeq and is a predicted model, not a curated record. NCBI's taxonomy places the organism in Eukaryota, Metazoa, Arthropoda, Insecta, Diptera, Tephritidae.